Episyrphus balteatus (marmalade hoverfly) is the source of this 2205-nucleotide messenger RNA. Its product is annotated as slit homolog 3 protein. Lineage: Eukaryota; Metazoa; Arthropoda; Insecta; Diptera; Syrphidae. The coding region runs from base 301 to 2031 and encodes 576 amino acids. The record is from RefSeq and is a predicted model, not a curated record. The transcript is spliced from 2 exons. Gene Ontology annotation, cellular component: plasma membrane. Gene Ontology annotation, molecular function: protein binding.
UACUCUGAAUGAAAAUUUCGUAUUUCAAAAUAAUGUUUUAAUGUUGUAUGUUUUUCAAAAUACUAAAGACUUAAACUGAAAAAAUGCAACAUCUGUAGAAAAACUUUCCAUCCCGACUGUCAUUCGCACUCAAUAGCAUUCACAUCUUUACUUUGGCGCUGCUUAGGCUACUGACCGAAUUUCUUAUUAAAUUAAUUUUAAAACAAAACAAUCUCACAGCACCACCAUAGUCUGUUUGAAUGGAAUCUCCGAAUCUUCAACGGCGACGACCAGUGCAAAUCGGGUCGAGAACUAAGCGAUAUGUUGUUGCGCCUGUUGACACUAAUUUUUCAAUGUAUCUUCACCCUGUCGAUGGUGUUGCAAUCGGUUGUUAUAUUAGCAGAAUCAUCAUCAACAACGACAACCAUUUCAUCAGACGGUAUUGGAAUUGAUUACGAAGUUAUGACCAAUUCCUGUUGGAGUUCGAACGAAUGUCUAAUCGCGGCGAAUUUGCAUUUCAAUUCGGGCAACGUAUUGCCUAUUACAGUGAAUUGUUCGGUAGCUGAAAAUUUAUUUGAUCAAACAAUUAAUUCAAUUGUAAAGCGUCGUUAUGAAAAUAUUAGCUCCGUCACGCUGGAUGGAUGCGGAACAGCCUUGAAUGUUAAUACAUUUGGAUUUGAAUAUAUUCCUAAUUGCGAUAAGAUAACUUCGCUGAAUUUGAGGAAUUUUCAUUUUGAUGAAAUCUAUGAGAUCAUUUGUGGGUCAGGGAUUGCAGUGGAAAAUGUUCGUUUCGAACAUAAUGAGUUUGCAAGUUUAAGUGCUGCUAGUGUUUCGAAUUUGAUUAGUUUAAGGACUUUGAGAUUUGUAAAAAAUAAUCUGAGGCAUAUAAACUCUGAAGCAUUCGAUAGUCUUCAAGCUUUGAGAGAGUUUAGUGUGAUUGACGAAGUGAAUCUAAGAAUACGUUAUGCUAAACUGUUUGAAAAUCUUCUUCGGUUGGAAAAAUUGCACUUGAGUGGUAUUGACACAGUUUCCAGUGAUUUAUUACAGCACCUGCCAGUGAAUUUAGACGAAUUGACUAUAAAUAAAGCGACAUUCGACAGUAGAACUAUCGACUUGAUAGCUCCACCGACAUUGAAAAAUCUCACUCUCACCAACUGUGGCCUAAAGUCUGCAACUAUAAGAGGACAUGAAAUGCUGACGCAGUUAAAUCUAAGUGCCAAUUCACUUAGCCAAUUAUUGUCCUUGAAAAAUUGUACACACCUAAAAAUUCUCGAUUUAAGUUCUAACAAUUUUACUCAACUUCCGCUCCAUCAAUUCGAUGAACUCCAUCAUCUGGACUUUGUCUAUUUGCAAAGAAAUAAAUUGAAAUGUUUUUCAAUGUCGAUGUUUACAAAUUCGUUGAGUCAUUUGCAAAUAAUUGAUUUGCGUAGUAAUGAUCUGAAAUACAUCAAUGACGUCACUGAGCUGCUUGUUUUGAAUACAGAUCUUCGCGUUCUUAUCGAUGGGAACCCCUGGAACUGUUUGUGGUUGGUAAAUAUUUCAUAUAAUUUGCCAGAACAAUAUCGAGUGUUUCGUUAUGAGAAAUUUAUUUCAAAAAUCAAUGUAAAUGGACUCGAGUGCAUGACCUAUCCGCCAGAUGAUAACGAUGCAAUGGAUAAUUCAAUAAAUGAUCGUCGCAAAAAUUCGACAGCAAAAUUCACAAUUGUCUAUGGGGGACCGAGAGAGUCAAAACGAAAUCAAAAAGCUGAAGCCUUGAAAGUCUUCCAUUUAUCUUAUUACCGAAGUCUUCCGUUGGUUCGAAGUUCAGCAGAGAGAUUUGAUAUUGUGCGUCAAUUGCCAUGUAACAAUGCGGCAAACAUUACAAAUCAAGGUUACGAAAUUCCAAUGAAAGGAUGUAAUUGUACUGGUCAUCCGAAUAAGAUUUGUUGUAAGUUGAAUGUUGCCUAUGAGGAUACAACACCACAUCAGAAUGCUGCAAAAGUUUAUGAAGAAAUUAUCGAGUACAAUUCGAGUACUGGUAAUUGUUAUUAUGAACAUUUGAAUAGGGAAUGAGAAAGUACUUAAUAAAGUGAGGAGAAUUUAUUUAUUUAUUUAACAAUUAUUAAUAAUUUUAGUUAUAGAAAUAUAAGAACGAAAAAAGUGCAUGUAUUUAUUUUUGUAUGUAAUAAACUUUCCUAACAAACUUGUGUAUCUAAUUGAAUAAAUCACAGGAAUUCGACUAUCUGA